Danio aesculapii is the source of this 1648-nucleotide messenger RNA. RefSeq names its product Kruppel like factor 1 (erythroid) (gene klf1). The transcript is spliced from 3 exons. Gene Ontology annotation, molecular function: RNA polymerase II cis-regulatory region sequence-specific DNA binding; DNA-binding transcription factor activity, RNA polymerase II-specific. Gene Ontology annotation, biological process: regulation of transcription by RNA polymerase II. The record is from RefSeq and is a predicted model, not a curated record. NCBI's taxonomy places the organism in Eukaryota, Metazoa, Chordata, Actinopteri, Cypriniformes, Danionidae. The coding region runs from base 191 to 1288 and encodes 365 amino acids.
AGGAGAGGGGGGCUUAACCAGCUUUAAUGCCACUGUGACAUUUUUGUAAAUAUAUUUGACUUUUAACACUAAGUUCUGGGUUCUUACCUUUUGUGUAUUGCACAUGUAAAUAAAACUAGUUCUGGAUAAAUAUCAAACAUUCAAAUAUCAGACACAUUUUUAAAAUAAAUGCUGAAAGGGCUCCAAACGGAUGGCUGUGACUCAAGCCGUACUGCCUUCAUUUUCAAACUUCUGCAACAUCUCCGAAAACAUGAAGUUUGAAAAAGGAUUUCUGGAUCUGGACUCCAAGGAUCUGCAGCAAAGUACGGUCAGCUACAAACCUUCCCAGUUCCUGAUUGAUGAGCACCAGGAUGACAGCGAGGGAUGCUGGGACAUGGAGUUCCUGCUGUCUGACUGGGCCAGUGCGUCCCCUGAACGGUCCAACUCUCAAAUCUACACUCCCCAGCGGCCAACCCUACAGGACCAGCUUCACAGUCCAGAUCUUUAUCAGGAGCUGAACGCACCAAAACCAAACAGACAUCAAAUGUGCAUUACAAGUUCCCUAGCUGAGCUGCUUCCUCCUGAAGCAACCUUAAGUUCCUCCCUGCCUCCUGACCUCCUGUUUAAUGGUGGAUAUCUGGAUCAACAAACUGCCAAAUCAUUUUCCCAGGCAGAAAACCCCCAGCAGUUCAGUGCUUUCCCUGUCACUAGUAAUGUAAACAGAGAAAGCAGCAUGGGGAAAAUGGGGAAGUCCUGGGAUUUCGGACAUUACCAUCAACCUGCGCCUCUGAUAUCCUUCCCAGACUCCAAAUUUGUCCAAACGCCGGGGAUCACAAUGGAAACAGUGGUCUUUCCUCCGCAUCAUCACUACAGCUUCAUCCCGAGCUACUCGCACCCCAGACUCUACCAGCAGCAGGCAAACUACAUCCACAGGCCGCCACCGCAGAGCCACUUCCCCUCCGCACAGAGCAUGGUGCCCGACUCCACAGUGCCGCCUGCAGGCCAAGAGAGCAAGCGCUAUCGCAGAGGGCUAGCCAAGAGGAAAGUCACAGUGCACAGCUGUGAAUAUCCAGGCUGCCAGAAGACGUAUACCAAGAGCUCUCAUCUCAAAGCACACCUCCGUACACACACAGGUGAAAAGCCGUAUCACUGCACCUGGGAUGGCUGCGGGUGGAAGUUCGCCCGUUCAGACGAGCUGACGAGACACUUCCGCAAACACACAGGACAGAAGCCGUACGAGUGUCUGCUGUGCCACAGAGCCUUCAGCAGGUCCGACCACCUGGCGUUACACAUGAAGAGACACGUGUGAGGAAAAACACUAACAAAACACAACAAACCACACAAGUUUCGUCUAUUUCAGAGGCUUGAGAGGACCUGUGUUCAGUUGGAGAGAUGCUGGACACUGUUAAUUCAUGAUAAAUAAAGCAUAGGAGCACUAUUAUAAACACAUACAAUCAGUGUUGGGGUAAUGUGUUACAAGUAAUGCAAGUUACGCAAUUAUAUUACUUUUUGAAGUAACAAAGUAAUGCAUUACUUUUAAAAUAUGUAUGUAAUGCAAGUUACUUUUUAGUUUAAUUAACCCAGAUAGUGCACAUACAGUUGAAGUCAGAAUUAUUAGCCCUCCUGAAUUAUUAGCCCCCUGUAUAUUUUUCCCUCAAUUUCUGUUUGG